AAAGACGUUUUAAAAUUAGUAUUAUAUGUUGCACGACGUUCCACUUUAAAAGAAGAUUAGAUGAAGGCCUUCGGAUUGUUUUUAUUAAUUGAAAUACAUACGGGAUUAGUGUUUUGAAAUAAAACGGAUAACUGGCGUUAUAACUAAAAUGCGAAAAUUAUAUAAUGCACCAUUUGGGUGUAUUUAUAUAAGUAUUUAUUCAUGUAUUGCCGUUAAGAGAUUGAUUUAAGAGUCAUUUGCUAUCUACUACAUAAAUUAUAAUUUAGUGCGAUUUGGUGUGAAAUGGCAGAGCAGUAUAUCCCUUGUCCUCCGAUUGACGUCUCACCUAUCAGCAGAGAAAAGGUGACAUUACCUUCAAGCCCACAAGAGCCUGAUACAGUUGUUGUUGGUAUAUCAUCAACUGCAGAAAAAGAAGAGUCUCGCAAACAUUGUGGUGGUGAACUAUUAGUAUAUGCGCCAAAAGGUUUUUGGGCAACUGCAAAAAAUAAGAAAAUGUUCUCAAAAGUUGUGAACGCCGUCGAUGUUGGGAAACGAAUGUUUUUGAAUAUUUUUAAGAAAGGAAAGCAAGAACUUGGCGAAGCUUCUGAUGGGAUAUUACCUACUGAAGACGAAGGUGUUAUGGGAAAGAAAGAAAAUGGUUUCAAAACAAACACUAUGAAAUGUUACACAAUAAGCAAGAUAAAUAUUGGAAAAGCAAUCAUAAAGUGGUGCGGAAACGAAAGUAAAGCUGAUGUUACAGGGCUACGGCGGUUACUGCAAGCGGUCAUUGACUACAUGGCUACCGAAAAGGACCAAUCUGUUUGGCAAAAUGCUGAACUGGAUAUUUACGAUUUAUUCUACAAGCAAUACAAACUCACGUCGGGAGAUGGAAAAUGUAAAUUCUAUGUUUCUUAUGAUGAACUAGACUCGCCUAUAGUGAUACCCAAACAACGUCCGAAAAUUUCGGUCAGCAAAUUGUAUCAAUACAUGUUAAGUAAGUACUGAUUCGAAGAAUGGAACUUCACCUGCUGCUUUAUGGAACAUCAUAUGUACGAGCGUGUAAAAUGCAAUGAAAAAAAAAAAGACGUUGAAUGGUCCGGCGUGUAGUUUAUGCUAAUAUAACAAGAUA
This is a messenger RNA of Dreissena polymorpha, 1108 nucleotides long. RefSeq lists its product as uncharacterized. The record is from RefSeq and is a predicted model, not a curated record. The transcript is spliced from 6 exons. Lineage: Eukaryota; Metazoa; Mollusca; Bivalvia; Myida; Dreissenidae. The coding region runs from base 283 to 984 and encodes 233 amino acids.